AUGCAGUUAUUGCAAUGGCAGCCAUAUGUAUAUUUGUGGUCUGUCUGGUCGCAGUGGACGAGUUCGGUCCCGCCGAUUGGGACGCCGGCGAGUGUAGCUGUUGAUUAUGUUAAUCCCAUGAUAGGAAAUGGCGGAAUCACACCUGACGGCUCAGGAGGGAUGAUCCCAAGCGUUGCACCUCCCUUCGGAAUGACGCGUUGGGUUGCGCAGACGCGUCAGAACUACGUUUCUGUUACGCCGUAUAACCAUACGGAUCGUGUUAUCCAUGGGUUCCAGGCGACGCAUCAACCUGCUAUUUGGAUGGGUGAAAGCGCCACAUUUACAGUCGUUCCUGGUACUGGCGCGGUGAAGCCCCGCUUUGAAGAUAGAGGUAUGCGCUUUGAUAAGGAGGACGAGAAGGCUGGUGCUGCGUAUUAUACGGUUGAUAUGGUUGGUGGGGAGGAUGAGAAGGUGAAAGCGGAGAUGACUGCGACUUCGCGAGUCGGCCAUCUCCGAUUCACCUUCCCCGCUCAAUCAGAUCCAUACAUCCUAAUCGAAGCAACUCGCGCAUCUGUCCUAGGUUCCUCCGACCCAAACAACGUUACCUUCCCCCAAGGUGCUAUAACCAUCGAUCCCGCUACACGCGAGAUCUCAGGGCGCAAUCCGGAACGUCAAGACUUCCUCAUCGGGCCCAGUCCAGCACCCAGUUUUGCGGGUUAUUUCGUCGCUCGGUUUGAUGCGCCGUUCACGUCUUGGGGAAUCGCGAAGAAUGGAUCGGUUAGUGCGAAUGAGACAGAUGGUGAUGGUGCGAUGCUCUCUGGUUAUGUGCGCUUUUCCAAUGGGUCGAGUGCGGUGAAUGUCCGUAUGGGAGUGUCGUUUAUUUCUGUUGACCAGGCUCGACGGAACCUUGAGAAUGAGAUACCUGACGGACGUGCGUUUGAGGAAACAGCGUACGAAACCCGGAAGGCUUGGAAGGACAAGCUAGAUCUGAUUCAGGUCGAAGGAGCGACGAAGGAAAACUUGACGACGUUCUACACCGCGUUCUUCCAUUCAUUACAGUAUCCAUAUGAACAAAGUGAAGACGGGAAAUAUUAUUCUGGCUAUGACGAUACUGUUCAUGAAGGCGCUUCGUAUACGGGUUAUUCUAUUUGGGAUACCUUCCGCGCAGAAUGGGCGUGGCAGAUCUUUCUCGUCCCAGAGCGCAUUUCUGACAUGGUUACCAGUAUGCUGCAAGAUUAUAAAGAGGGCGGCUGGCUUCCUAUGUGGAAAAACAUUGUCGAAACAAACAUUAUGGUCGGGACACACGCAGACGUCCUUGUAUCAGAGGCCGUUGUGAAAGGCUUCGGUAAUGGCUUUGACACUGAGUUAGCGUAUGAAGCUGUUCAUAAGGACGCAACUGUCCCCCCAGGUGUUGGUUAUGAAGUCCGUGCCGGUCUGUCGACAGUCUACGAACAGAAAGGCUGGGUCGCGAAUGAUAUCCAUUCAGAGGCCGCAUCCAGAACUCUGGACUAUGCGUAUGACGACCACGCUGUCGCAAUCCUAGCAGCAUUCCUCAACAAAACCGAAGAUGCAGAAUUCUUCGGCGCACGUUCACACAGCGCAUACAAGUCUAUCUUCAACAAUGGGACUGGGUUUAUGGAGGCACGCAAUGCUUCUGGUGCAUGGGCUGGUGAGGACCAAGGUUGGACAGAGGGAGAUAUGUGGGCGUAUACCUUUGAUGUGCCGCAAGAUAUACCUGGCCUUGUUGCUUUGAAAGGUGGUAAUGCCAGCUUUGUUAACUUUUUGGACCAGCAUUUUGAUGGGGGACAUAAUAUGCAUACUAACGAGCCGUCGCACCAUAUACCAUACCUUUACUCAUUAGCAGGUGCUGCGUCGAAGACACAGGAACGUGUUCGUGACAUUGCGAUGAACGACUACAACGAUACUGUUGACGGUCUAGUUGGGAACGAGGACUGUGGUCAGAUGAGUGCAUGGUAUCUCUUCAGCUCUCUGGGCUUCUACCCCGUGGACCCGGUGUCAAAUACAUAUGUUGUCGGAGCACCCUUCUUCGACAAAGUGACAGUAAAACUCCCUGGUGCACCCCGUCCACUCGUCAUCUCCUCAAGUGGCGCAACCUCCAAAAAGUACGUGAAGAGUCUAACCAUCGACGGCGUUGCACUUGACAACCCCGUCAUCACACAUGCGCAAAUUGCACGAGGGGCGAACAUCGUGUUUGAGAUGAGUGACACUCCUCAGGCGUGGGGAUCGGCUACUCUUAACAUUAAUAAUGCACGUGGUGAGGGUGCGUUUGACUCUGAGGUACACAAGCGAACAGAGGGAGGUGAACGGGUUGAGAAGGCAGAGCUUUAG
This is a messenger RNA of Fomitiporia mediterranea MF3/22, 2328 nucleotides long. Its product is annotated as glycoside hydrolase family 92 protein. Gene Ontology annotation, molecular function: peptide-N4-(N-acetyl-beta-glucosaminyl)asparagine amidase activity; carbohydrate binding. Gene Ontology annotation, cellular component: nucleus; cytosol. The transcript has 12 exons. The record is from RefSeq and is a predicted model, not a curated record. NCBI's taxonomy places the organism in Eukaryota, Fungi, Basidiomycota, Agaricomycetes, Hymenochaetales, Hymenochaetaceae. Bases 1 to 2328 code for a protein of 775 amino acids. Gene Ontology annotation, biological process: protein quality control for misfolded or incompletely synthesized proteins; carbohydrate metabolic process; glycoprotein catabolic process.